CGUGGCCACACUGCUCCCCCGCACGCGCACGCGCGCGCUGCGUUCACGUGCAGCUCUGCUGAGCCUGACCCCGCCGAGUGUGGCCGCGCUUCAUGGGCCCUGCCGCAGGCUCGGUGACGGCACGCUACCUCGUGUACUUCCAGUACUUGGGCACGGACUUUAACGGGGUCGCGGCCGUCAGGGGCUCCCAGCGCGCCGUCGCCGUCGGGGUCCAGAACUAUCUGGAGGAAGCUGCAAAGCGGCUGAAUUCGGUGGUGCCAGUCAAGUUCACGAUCUCCAGCCGCACGGAUGCCGGGGUCCAUGCCCUGUGCAACGCGGCUCACCUGGACGUCCAGCGCCGCUCAGGCCAGCCCCCCUUCUCCCCAGAGGUCCUGGCAGAGGCUCUCAACGCCCACCUGAGGCACCCGGCCAUCCGGAUAUUGCAGGCUUUCCGGGUACCCAGUGACUUCCAUGCCCGCCAUGCAGCCACAUCCCGGACCUACCUGUACCGCCUGGUCACUGGCUGCCACCGGCCUGACCAGCUGUCAGUGUUUGAACGAAACCGAUGCUGGCCCCUGCGGGCGGGCUGCUUGGAUGUGGAUGCCAUGCAGGAAGCUGCCCAGCACCUGCUAGGGACGCAUGACUUCAGUGCCUUCCAGUCAGCUGGCAGCCCAGCCGCUAGCUCGGUGCGCACACUGCGCCGAGCCUCGGUGUCCCCUGACCCAGGCAGCCCCUUUGUCCUCCCCCAGGAGAACAGGGUGGGUUCCUGCCCUGCCCUACCCUGCCCAGCUCAGCAUUCGUUGCCUAGUAGAUGGAUCUUGGCAGCUGCUGAAAAGGCUUUGCUGAAAGAGAAGCACCAGGCCAGUGGUUCCGGCCCUACCUGCUAGGGGGUUGGUUCUGCUGCCCCUGGCACUGUCCCUGGGGCCUCUGGCCAGAUGUCAGCUGUUGACUUCCAAAACCUUCCCCGUUGGAGCCAGCAUGGAGGAGGAACUUAUGCAUGGUCAGCUGAAGAGCCCCUGCCUGGGGCUUGGGUCCCUGGUAGAUGAGCUGGCCGCACUCAGCUCCCUCAGCUGCCACAGAGCCUACACCGGGACCUCCACCUCAGCGGCAUCUCCAUCUGAGAGCCCUGUCCCCACUGCCAAGGCCCCCAGAAGGCUCUGCUGCCCCUCCCACUCACAGUGUCCCUCCCACCAGCUUCACUUGAGGGUAGGGUGGUCAGUGGAAGCCCUGGGGUGGAAGAGAGUGGGAACCAGUAUUCCCCAGACCCCUUCCCCUGCCCACCUCCUUGUUUGGGGUCACAGUGUGGACUCAGGGGCUGCCCUGGCCCAGACAUCUCAAGUGCC
Molecule: messenger RNA, 1322 nt
Organism: Ailuropoda melanoleuca (giant panda)
Lineage: Eukaryota; Metazoa; Chordata; Mammalia; Carnivora; Ursidae
Gene: PUSL1
Product: pseudouridine synthase like 1
Exons: 6
Coding region: 93-866 (257 amino acids)
Biological process (GO): tRNA pseudouridine synthesis
Molecular function (GO): RNA binding; pseudouridine synthase activity
Source: RefSeq, a predicted model, not a curated record